AAUAUAUAUCUAUGUCCUUUCUAAGGUUCUAAACUAUAUCUGUACCAAAUUUCAACCAAUUCCGUCAAAUAGUUGCGGAGAUUAAUGGUAUAAGCAUAGAAUGUUCGACGUGAUUCUUUAAUUUGACAUAACUUUUUUAUUUAUGAACCGAUUGACAUGAAACAAACACUAAAUGUAAAUUUAAGCAUCCCACAAUAUAUUCGUGAAAACUGCAUCCAACUCGGAUCAGCCGUUUCUGAGAUUAGCGCGCACAGACGAACAGACAAACAGACAAACAGACAAACAGACAAACAGACAAACAGACAAACAGACAAAAAAAAAGUUAAUUACAUUUUUGGGUUCGACAUCGACAUAACAAUAACCCCUGCUAUUUUUUUUAUUUUUAUUUUCAAUGUACAGACAGCACUUUUCUACGAUUUUAUUAUAUGUAUAGAUUGUAAUAUAAUUUCAUCAGAUAGAGGAAAUUUUGGUGACAAUUUAUCUGAAUGCGAACGAAAAAUAAUUUUUAAAUUGGGUCCAUUUAAACCACAAGGACCAUUUCCAAAAGAUUCAGAAAGUAACCGACCUUUUUCGGCCUAUUACUAUUCAUAUUUCAAUCAGGCAGGCAUAAAACUUGUAAGACCAUGGUUAUGUUAUUCUAACGUUUUAAACAAACCGUACUGUCACUUCUGUUGGUUAUUAGCAGAUCGUCAAAACAAAUCAUACUCCUCUGCUUGGGUUAACGGUGUUUCGGUUAGAAGCAAUUUUACGCAAACUAUACUUGACCAUGAAAAGUCACAGCAGCAUAUGAAUGCCUCACUCUCUUAUAAUAAUUGGUUGCAAGGAAAUACCAUCGAUACUCUAUUGCAAAGUGAAAUCAAUAGUAAAAUUACAUUCUGGAGAGAUGUACUGCAUCGUAUAAUUAAUGUUAUAAUUACUUUAGCAUCUUGUAAUCUAUCUUUGAGAGGGCAUGAUUCUAAUUCUGGAAAUUUUAUGGCAAUUUUACGUUUGCUAUCUAACUAUGAUGCAACUUUAAAAGAACUUCUUCUAAAACCGAAAGGCGAAAUAAAUUAUUUAAGUCCUACGAUUCAAAACGAAAUUAUUAGUUUGCUUGGUACCACCGUUAGGAACAAUAUUAUCUCAGAAAUUAAAAAAGCUCCAUUUCUGACAAUAAUUCUGGAUACAACACAAGACUUGUCAAAAAUUGACCAACUUUCUGUAGUUUUUCGAUAUAUCUCGGUUACAGAAAAUGAUGAUAAUGUGCCUAAAGAAAUAAAAAUCUGUGAGUCCUUUUUAGGAUUUAUAGCAGUAACCGAUUGCAGUGCUGCAGGUCUGAAAACUGACAUUUUAAAUUUGACUAAAGAAUAUGGAAUUGAUUUGACUAAAUGUAGAGGACAGGGUUACGAUGGAGCAAAUGUUAUGUCGGGUGUUUAUGGAGGAUUACAAACCCUAAUAAAAGAGCAUGCUCCAAAUGCCGAUUAUGUUCAUUGUGCUGCGCACGCUUUAAACUUGGUUUUAAACGAUGCUGCGAGACACGUUCGUGAAGUAUCGACUUUUUUCGAUAAUUUAGAAAAAAUAUAUACUUUUUUUGGCAAUAGUAUAAAACGCUGGGCUAUGCUAAGUGACGAUCCAUCUGAAAAAUAUUUGAUUACCCUCAAAAAGGUAUGUCCAACCAGAUGGUCUUCUAGGAACGACGCUUUAUUAGCGGUAAAGAAAAAUUUUUUACUAAUCAUGAAAACUUUGUACCAACUAAAUUUAAUUUCAAAUAAAAAAGAUGAACGUGAAGAAUGUAAAAAUAUAAUUAAUAUUUUGGAGAGUUAUGAUUUCUUAGUGCUCGUUACAUUUUUUUCUUCACUAUUUGAAAUUAUUAAUCCUAUUUCUAAAGCUCUACAGCAUGAAAAUAAUGACUUACAGAAAUCUAGUAUUUUAUUAAGUAAUCUUUUAAAUAGACUGUGCCAAUUAAGAAAUCAGAUUUCAUUUAAUAGUUUGCUAAAUGAGUCCAAAGAUUUAGCAAAAGAGUGGGGGGUAACAACUGUUUUUAAAAACAGUAGGCGAAAGAUAACGAAGCGUUUUUUUGAUGAAUUAUCACAAGAUGAGAGAAUUUCCGACCCGGAAUCCUAUUUCAAAGUCAAUGUAUACUAUUGUUGUUUAGAUAUAUUAAUUUCUCAAACUAAAGAAAGAUUUCAGAGCCUUUGCGACCUGAGUAGUAUGUUCGAAAUAUUACAACCGGAGAAACUCCUAUCUUCUUCAAACGAAGAGAUAUUUAUCGCUUCCGGAAAACUGUCGGUUAAAUACAUUACAACCGCAACUGCUGAAAGAAGUUUUUCAAAAUUAAAACUGAUAAAAAAUUACUUAAGAACUUCGAUGGGACAAGAACGGCUGUCAGACCUCUCACUAUUGUCCAUAGAGGUAGAAACUUUAGAAAAACUAAAAUCAUCAUCAGCCAUAAAUGAUUUAAUAAAUCAGUUUGCCGAAAAAAAGGCAAGGAGAAUGAAUAUUUAAAAUUUGAUUUUUAUUUGUAAAAUGGUUAAAUUAUGUUAUGAUAAAUAAAUAUUUCUUUUCACAA
Molecule: messenger RNA, 2545 nt
Organism: Spodoptera frugiperda (fall armyworm)
Lineage: Eukaryota; Metazoa; Arthropoda; Insecta; Lepidoptera; Noctuidae
Product: zinc finger MYM-type protein 1
Exons: 2
Coding region: 157-2481 (774 amino acids)
Source: RefSeq, a predicted model, not a curated record